This is a messenger RNA of Parasteatoda tepidariorum (common house spider), 2394 nucleotides long. RefSeq names its product SEC14-like protein 2. The record is from RefSeq and is a predicted model, not a curated record. Gene Ontology annotation, cellular component: cytoplasm. Lineage: Eukaryota; Metazoa; Arthropoda; Arachnida; Araneae; Theridiidae.
AUUACUCUGAUCAUGAACAUCUUUCGUACCUAUAACCUGCAUUCGUCUAAGGAAGGACAAUGCAAGGAAAGACCUGUUGACCUACUAUGCUUCUUAUUAGAUGUCACAACAAACCCUAGACGCAACUCUGCUUCUUGAAGCAACAACAUCGGAAAAGUUCCAUCUUUUACUGAACAAUGUUAUAUAACAGCUAAGAAUAUUUCAAAAUGAGUGGUCACGUUGGAAAUCUUAGUCCGGCCCAAGAUCAUGCUCUCAAGCAGUUUAAAGCUGCGCUAUCUGAUGUGUUGAAGCCAAAGCAUGAUGAUCAUCUUUUGCUACAGUUUUUGAGAGCAAGACGCUUUGAUUUAAAAAAGGCAGAAGAAAUGUUUCGAAGGCAUCUCGUAUUUCGUCAAGAAUUUGAUGAAGAAUAUUUAGUGAAUGAAUAUAUUCCACCUGAGAUCCUAUUUAAACAUCUGUUACCUCCUCUAUUGGGCUAUGAUAAAGGCGGAUCACCCAUUCGAAUCGUCAAAGUUGGCACCACUGAUGUGAAAGGCAUAUUGAGCUGCUUUCGACGACGAGAUGUCAGAAAACUGAUCACGUGGUUCCUGGACACGGACAAAGUAGAAAUGAGAAGACGCAGUAAAGAGACGGGUGAGUGGGUGGAGACGAGAACAUUUAUUUUCGAUUGUAACGGACUUAGUUUAAAACAGAUAUAUCACAGAGAAGUUUAUGAGCUUUUCGUGUCUUUCCUGAAAUUGUACGAGGCUAAUUAUCCUGAAAACCUAAAAGUGGCUUUUGUGAUUCAUACGCCUUCUUUCUUUUCAUGGGUGUUCAAUCUAGUGAAAUCCUUACUCUCCGAGGAUACGGUGCAAAAGCUAAGGAUAUACGGAAGAAGUGGCUGGGAGAAGGAGUUGUUGGAGUAUGUUGACGCAGAUGUCCUUCCAGCAAUUUAUGGAGGAAAAAGAACUGAUCCAGAUGGUGAUCCCCGAUGCCUAUCACUGAUUUACCAACCAGGUCCCAUUCCUAAGGAGUAUUACCUAAAGAAUCAGAAUCGAUUGAACGCAGAAGACGAGGAUGUGAAGACAGUGGUGGUGGGUCGUCGAUCUAAACAUGCCGUUUCCCUGAAGGUGGAGUUGCAAGGAUCCACCAUCGCCUGGGAAGUGGAUUGCAAGAACUGCGAUAUUCAUUUCUCGCUGCUCUACAAGGACACGAUACUCGAAUCUCGGAAAAUCAACAAUGAGUACGGAGUGGAGAAAGGUUGCUAUUUGACCACACACACUGGAAACUAUUCUUUAGUUUUGGACAACAGUUACAGUUUAUUUCGGAGUAAAACAGUUCUGUAUAAAUCUUUUGUUUUCACUCAUACAGCUGGAAAUGAAUGUCCCGAACAAAAUGGUUGUUAAUAUCCUUAUUAUAAAGUAUGUUAAGUUUUAAAUAUUUGUAAUAUAAAAUGUACCUAAAAUUUGUAAGCUAAUUUUUUAUGUGUACAAAAAAUAUAUUUUACAAGUGAACGUUUAUAUCAUUUUUCAAACAUGCAUUUUAAAUCUCGCAUUCUCUCUCUUAUAAACAUAUCUUUCUAUUUCAUUUCACUAUUGAUAGAUAGAUAUGUUACGUUCAUUGUGAAUAGUAAGUUAUUAUUAUUAUCAGCAGGUCAAUAUUAAUAAUAACCAAAAAUGUCGAUCAAAGGGAAUAAUUUAGGUGAUUUUAUCACAUUAACCGGUUAUUAUUAAUAACAGCCAAUGAAAUUUGGACAAUGUUAUUCUUUCGCGUUUUUACUGGGGAUAUUUCCGCAUCGUGAUCUGCCACGCCAACGACAAUCGCAGAGGCGCCAAACUGAUAUUAAACUGGAGACAUUAAAAAAAACAUGUAGAUGUUUGCUUGGGGGUGGCUAUGAGUUAUAUCCCUACGAGUUGCUCCCUUCCUGUGAUUUUUUUUUUUUAGUUUCUCGUGCGCCGCUGCCCGGUAGGGGCCAAAACUUGGCAAUUAUUCUGCCACAGAUCACAAUACGGAUAUCUCCCCUUUUUAUUUUUCACUUUGGUCAAAAGAAGCGGUUAUUAUGAAUUUUGACCGGUUAGUAUUAAUAACAACCGGAUUUAUCAAUUCAACCGUAACACAUAUACAAAAAGGCGCACCCAUUUUUCAAUGCUAUAUAAACCGUAUAAUCACAUUGACCAAACUUCAUUGGUUAUUAUUAAUAAUAACUGAUUAAGAAUAAUAUACAAUAUUUCUCACUUUGCCGGCCAGGUGGCCGAGUGGUUAGUGUGCCUGACUGCGAAGCCAAUGGCUGCGGGUUCGAAUCCCGCUCUGGGCAUGGAUGUUUCUCUCUCACUCUGUUGUCUUCUGAUGUGUGAAUGUAUGAAUGCGGCCCACUCUAUGAACGGGUAUUUGUGGCAGUGUGGCGUGGGUAAUGUUGCU